Clupea harengus (Atlantic herring) is the source of this 1143-nucleotide messenger RNA. Its product is annotated as phospholipase A2 inhibitor and Ly6/PLAUR domain-containing protein-like. The record is from RefSeq and is a predicted model, not a curated record. Lineage: Eukaryota; Metazoa; Chordata; Actinopteri; Clupeiformes; Clupeidae.
UGAAAGCCUUCCUACUCCCUGUCAUAGUUCUUUAAAGAUUUUACAGAGAUUUAUUUCAAAAUAAUAUGUCCAUUUAUUAUAGCCUACUAGUCAACCAGUUUUCAAUAUUCACCAUCAUCACUGAACCACACAGACCUGUUGACCAAUGUAAAAUGUAAUGUAACAAUGUUUGCACAUGUUGUAAUGUUCCAACACAACUCGCUCGUUCAGGACACGUGCCGACUGACACGAGGGGAAACAAAGACAAGACAAAUUAAUUUUAGUUACAAUACGGUUCACUUUCAUUUCACGAGGAAAAGUUCACUUUCAUUUCACGUGGAGAAGUACAGUUUAAUUUCACUGAUGGACACUCCCAUCAAUGCAGAGACCAAUAUAAAGGCAGAGACAUGUACUGUAUGUUGAACAAUAUACCGUCAAGAUGGUGAUCGAAGUCAUUUUUGUUGCGAUGUGCCUGCUUGUGUCUCAAGCAAAAGGACUGCAGUGCAUUACAUGCACUGAUCUGACUGGACCUUGCAGUGGACCCUCACAGCAGUGUCCCGCAGGUGCUGACUCGUGUGCCAGCAUCACCGCUGCAACUGUAGCAGGGGGUUCAACUGCUGAAGUAAAUGUCAAAAGCUGCGCCCCAUCUGCACAAUGUAUCAAUGGUUCCCUGAACUUAGGAAGUGUAAGGAUCAUACAGAGCACCUUGUGCUGUAACACAAACAACUGCAACACCAGAAGUCCUCCAGCUCCAGUAGUUGGCACGGCCAAUGGGAGGCAGUGUUUCACCUGUGAGUCGGCGGACUGCUCAUCAAGGAAUCAAUGUGCCGGUGAUGAGGAUCGCUGUCUCUCUGCAACAGUUAGUGCAGCUGGACAGAGUGCUACCGUAAAGGGCUGUGCUACCCAAAGUAUGUGCUCUGGAGGGGCUUCACAGUCGUUGGGCUCGGUGUCUGCGGAAGUGACCUGCUGUAAGGGGAAUCUGUGCAACAGUGCCUGGAGUACUACACACAGUGUCCUGUUCCUGCUGUGGCCUCUGGGCUCUGUUCUGCUCUUCCACUGAGCUGGCUUCAUCUCAGGGUGACCCCUCUGCUUGGAGAUGGGCUGCUAUUUUCAACACAAACUUGUUAAUGGCUGUUAAAGCAAAUAAACAAAGAUUUGUUUUCA